Molecule: messenger RNA, 3345 nt
Organism: Fundulus heteroclitus (mummichog)
Lineage: Eukaryota; Metazoa; Chordata; Actinopteri; Cyprinodontiformes; Fundulidae
Product: mucin-2-like
Exons: 4
Coding region: 1-3345 (1114 amino acids)
Source: RefSeq, a predicted model, not a curated record
AUGUCGUCUCUGAGCUCUGCUCCAAUCACAACAGCCACACCAAUAACUACACCCACAACAGCUGCUCCAACCACUACAGCCACACCAAUAACUACAUCCACAACAGCUGCUCCAACCACUACAGCCACACCAACAACUACACCCACAACAGCUGCUCCAACCACUACAGCCACACCAACAACUACACCCACAACAGCUGCUCCAACCACUACAGCCACACCAACAACUACAUCCACAACAGCCGCUCCAACCACUACAGCCACACCAACAACUACAUCCACAACAGCUGCUCCAACCACUACAGCCACACCAACAACUACAUCCACAACAGCUGCUCCAACCACUACAGCCACACCAACAACUACAUCCACAACAGCUGCUCCAACCACAACAGCCAUACAAACUUCUACGGAAGCAGCAGCAACAACUACUUCCAAAACAGCCGCUCCAACCACUACAGCCACACCAACAACUACAUCCACAACAGUUGCUCCAAUCACAACAGCCACAGCAAUAACUACACCCACAACAGCUGCUCCAAGCACUACAGCCACACCAACAACUACAUCAUCAACAGCUGUUCCAACCACAACAGCCACACCAACAACUACAUCCACAACAGCUGCUCCAACCACUACAUCCACACCAACAACUACAUCAACAACAGGUGCUCCAACCGCUACAGCCACACUAACAACUACAUCCACAACAGCUACUCCAACCACAACAGCCACACAAACUACUACAGCAGCAGCAGCAACAACUACAUCCACAACAGCUGCUCCAACCACAACAGCCACACAAACUACUACAGCAGCAGCAACAACUACAUCCACAACAGCUGCUCCAACCACAACAGCCACACCAACAACUACACCCACAACAGCUGCUCCAACCACUACAGCCACACCAACAACUACAUCCACAACAGCUGCUCCAACCACAACAGCCACACAAACUACUACAGCACCAGCAGCAGCAAACACUACUUCCACAACAGCUGCUCCAACAACUACAUCCACAACGGCUGCUCCAACCACAACAGCCACACAAACUACUACAGCAGCAGCAGCAGCAACAACUACAUCCACAACAGUUGCUCCAACCACAACAGCCACACCAACAACUACACCCACAACAGCUGCUCCAACCACUACAGCCACACCAACAACUACAUCCACAACGGCUGCUCCAACCACUACAGCCACACCAACAACUACAUCCACAACGGCUGCUCCAACCACUACAGCCACACAAACAACUACAUCCACAACAGCUGCUCCAACCACUACAGCCACACCAACAACUACAACUACUACAGCAGCAACAACAACAACUACACCCACAACAACUGCUGCAACCACUACAGCCACACCAACAACUACAUCCACAACAGCUGCUCCAACCACUACAUCCACACCAACAACUACAUCAACAACAGGUGCUCCAACCGCUACAGCCACACCAACAACUACACCCACAACAGCUGCUCCAACCACUACAGCCACACCAACAACUACAUCCACAACGGCUGCUCCAACCACUACAGCCACACCAACAACUACAUCCACAACAGCUGCUACAACCACAACAGCCACACAAACUACUACAGCACCAGCAGCAGCAAACACUACUUCCACAACAGCUGCUCCAACCACUACAGCCGCACCAACAACUACACCCACAACAGCUGCUCCAUCCACUACAGCCACACCAACAACUACAUCCACAACAGCUGCUCCAACCACUACAGCCACACCAACAACUACAUCCACAACAGCUGCUCCAAUCACAACAGCCACACCAAUAACUACACCCACAACAGCUGCUCCAACCACUACAGCCACACCAAUAACUACAUCCACAACAGCUGCUCCAACCACUACAGCCACACCAACAACUACACCCACAACAGCUGCUCCAACCACUACAGCCACACCAACAACUACACCCACAACAGCUGCUCCAACCACUACAGCCACACCAACAACUACAUCAACUACACCCACAACAGCUGCUCCAACCACUACAGCCACACCAACAACUACAUCCACAACAGCAGCCCUCGAGUCCAUGGAGGAGUGCUCGCACUGUAGCCGGUUCUCCCUGAAGGUUCUCCGUCGCCGCUUGGCUCGUCAAUUGACGAUGUCCGCUAACGACCCGGUGAUGGCUUCUACAGCAUCCGCUCAAGAACCAGCCGACCAGGCUGGUCCUCUUUCCACCGAUCCAGAAGCCGGACCAAGCUGGGGAGAAAUCCUCGAUGCCGUGGACCCACUUCCACAGGGAAUGCCCGAGCUCGGUCUCACUUCAAGCCAGCUCGGCUUGCUGCCUGAAGGGGACGAGGAGCUCACUGACUGGGAGUCAGAGCUGCCCUUCUCGGACAACGAUGAGGACUAUGACCCAUCUCCCGCGCCCCCGGUGCGGGUUGCAAAACCCGCUCCCGUGGGCUCUGGCCAACCUGGUCAUGACGGGUCCUCAUCGGAGCUGGAUUUUGACUUGCACGACGUGUGCAAACGCGCCGCUGCAAAGCUUGAAAUCCAGUGGCCAGAGGUCCAAUCUGAAGCUCCCCGCUCCCGUUUCGACGGGAAAAGGCUGCCGAAGACCCGCAAAACAUCCAGACAGCUCCUACCGAUUUUCCCGGAGCUCCUGGAAGAAUCGGCCGUCUCCUGGCGCAGCAAGCCAUUUAAGGAGAAGCACCCAGUGGCCGGCAGUUCGGUCCUGGAUUGCGACGGGAUGGAAAAUAGCGGCCUCCGCCAAAUACCACCCGUCGAGCCGGCCGUCACCACGCACCUGCAGUUGGAAGAGCAAAUGACCGCCGCUCCAGACGCUGCGCUUUGGGAGGAGGUGUGCGUCAUAACCGAUCACUGCCUGCAGCUUCAUAAGGUAGCGAUCCAGGCGAUGGGCAGAUCCAUGGGACUCAUGGUUCUGCAGGAGAGAGCCAGGUGGCUGAACCUCACAACUCUGGCGACUAAGGAGAAGGAGGACCUCCUGGACACACCCAUAUCACCCCAAGGGCUGUUCGGAGAGGCGGUAACCUCGAUGCAAAAGAGGUGGGAGGAGAAGAAAAGGGACGACGAAGCCCUAAAGCUGUGCCUUCCCAGACGCACGUUUGCCACUGGGACUGCGACCCCGGCCCCCCAGCGCCAGACCUUUGCCCAGGCAGCAGCCCGCUUUCCUCCUGCUUUCAGGAUCCCAAAGCUCCCAAAGGCUCAUGGAGCUCCGCAAGGCGCGCAGAAGACGCCUGCCCCCAAGGCUCACUGGCAGAAAAAGCCUGAAGGUCCUCGCACAGACCAACCACCCCCCACCUCCACCACGGUGGUGAGGAGGAGGAAGCGACCGGCCUAA